GGCUACGACGGUCGAAUGCGAGGAGCACUUCCGGCCCCAGUCCGACUGCCGUGGCCGCCGUCUUCUUCCUGUUCUCUCUCCGGCUCCUUCUUCCUCGCUGUGCGGUGAACCGGCGAGAUGAGGCGCAACCCCAUCGCCCAGAUGCGCGGUGGAACCGACGGUGAAAGCCUGACGGUGGGCGAUGAGAGGAGCAGUCAUUCGCCAAAUAGAAGAAAAACAGAUGAAGUAGACAGCGGUCCAACAAAGAGAAAUUUGAGUCCUAAAGAUGAAUCUGACUUUAGCCAAUCGGAUGAAGAAGCCACUGACUCAGACGUGGACCAGGGAGCAGGUGGCGAUUCACCGAUAGUUAGCAGGACACGUUCACGGAUUUCUUCAGAUCAACUUCUACACCAACAGCCCAUCAUAAGUCAAAGACUUCUUCGUUCAACCCAAGCACAAAAGAAUGACAGGACUCAAUCAAGUAAAGCUAAUAUUAAGCUUGAACCUCCAGUACUGUCUCGCACAGACCCUUCCCUGAAGAAAGGAGAAACAGUCAGAAGACCUGCACAGGAAGAGAGACGCGAUACCUCAAACAAGCAUGUGGCCUUCAUUGUAAUGAUUGUAUUGCUAGUUUGCGCCGCACUGUUCCAGCUCUUUGUGAGCAAGCCCCAGGCUGCUAGUUUCGUUGAGAAGACAGCACUAACUGUAUUUUUGGACAAGUUUGAGCAAGUUGAAGCCCUGUUCUACGGACAACAGUCAGCACUGUGGAAGAGAAGCAGGAUCACACUGCGCAACCAGAUUAAUCAAACCAAACAUGAGAAACCUGCCAUCCUGAUGUUUGCUGCUGCGUGGGAUGGGCAGCAGACCAUGAGGUGCCUCGCUCGCCAGAUUGCAGAUGCUUACUCCGUAGCCCUCAAUGCUACGGCAAUGGUGGAAAUCAACUCAACGGUCGGUAGUGGCUGGGACAGUGACGUUGUGAAACUGGAGGUGGAUACGCAGCUUUCAUCUGGGUUUGACAAAGGUAGCAAGGUAGCAGUGGUUCACCAUUUCCAGGACAUGCCCCCAUUGUCCACCCUGAUCUUCUACAAGUACUGUGACCAUGAGAAUGCAGCCUAUAAAGCAGUUGCCCUGCUCCUCACUGUUCUCCUGGAUGAGGAGAAACUAGCACCGGACAUUGGCUUGAGAGUCUUGGAAAUGAAGGUCCGUGAUUUUCUGAAAAGGAGAUUUUCCUCUGCCGAAGGUAGCAAAGGCAUGGACACCGACAAACUGAGUGGCCUGUGGAGUCGCAUUGCACAUGUUGUGCUUCCAGUGGCACCAAUACGUGAGAUAGAGGAAAGAGGUUGUGAUUCUAAAGAAGGUUGGAAGUAAUCCAUGGGGAGGUUUAAUCAAAGGAGGUUUAAACGAUUGUACAUGAUUCCCCGUUCCUCAUUCCUUAACACCCGAUCUCUCUCCAUUUGGUUCCCUGUCAGGUGUACAUUCUGGUGUGUUUGUCUCAGGUGUACGUCAAGGAUUUUCAAAUGAUGAUUCUUGGGUGAGGGAGGCUGAUCCCAGUCACAGAUGUAUCACUCAAGUGAAAUCCAAACACCUGAGCAGUAUCCUUGUAACCAGUUCUCGCCAACAAGACUAGCCAUUCUCUUCUGCUUGUUGAUGGAGGGGUUGGUGUGGCAGUUUGCAAAUCUUAAAUUGCAAGUAAAAUGUUUUAAAAUUGUGUUGAAACAGCCUUCAAUGGAGCAGACCCCUUUUAUGCAAUGGCUAAAGAGGAAAUCUUAGCUGCAUUAUUGCUUCAUAAAACCCAACAAAUGCAUAACUGCUUUUGUGGGAUAUGUCAUAAAAUAUUGUCCAGAAGGCCUUCCAUCAAAACAGUUUUACUUUUGAAAUUUCUGUGCCUUUCAUUUUCUUAGAACAUCUCUAGAUGUCUUAGACUAGAUUCGCCGAUAAAAUGCAGUCAAUCUAUGUGUAAAAAAAAGUUUUGCAUCAUUUAAUUUGGACCAGAUAAUCUUUGUUUGGGGGAGAAAGUGAGAGGAUUUUGUGGCAGCUUAAGUAAUAUGGGAUAUCUUGUAUCCAACUGAAGGAGAAGAUGACAUUUUGGUUUUGCUUUCUCAGUUAACAAGUGCUUUCACAAUGCAGAACAAGUGCCAACCUAGAUUAUGUGCUCAAGUCCCUACACUUGGACUCUACCUACAACCUUGUUACUCAAAGUGAGUGGUACCUUCUGAGCCACAUUGCUUUCCUGCUGUUAGAUUGCUAUUGCUUAUGUGCUCAGCUUUAAAAUGCACGCAUAAAUCAGCAUAACUCCUGGAGUGAUCUUAAACUUGGUUUGCAUUAUAUCUCCUUAACCUUUUGCUCAAGAUGGAACAUUACAAGGUGAAACAUGGUAGAAUCAUAUAAACACCUUGUAUUCAUGAUAUAAUAGAUGUGCUAUUGUGAAUUAUUUACCAAUUUCAAGAAUAAUUAAUCAUCUCUUCCACUAGAGUAACUCAUAACUUGCCCUAGCCUGUAAGCUACUUCAGUGGAAGCAAAACUGGAAAAAAUGGUUCAAUGUGGCUUUGGAUGCCCAUAGAUGAAACUAUCGGAAGGAAAAUUUUCUGUUAAAUUUUCUAAACUGUAUGCAUUUAUGAAAUUGCCUCUUUCAAAGCGUACAUCUCGAUAAUUUGUGGAAUGGGACAGCAUAUUCAAAGUUGAAUGUAAAAGCAAGUUUUAUUAUGAUUGGAAAUUAUACUGUUGAGAGUUCAAAUGCGGGUUAAGAUUAGUUUAGAAUAAUGUCUGUCUACCACCCAACUGCUGUCACCCGUUUAUUGGGUCCUUUUGUACUACGUUUCCUUUCAUGAACCUGAGUUUUAAUGUUAUUGAUGAACUUGAGUCCUCCUCUGAACCACAGAGACAGCUGCAGAAAACCUUCUUUCAUGUGAUCAGAUCUGGUAUCACAAUCUGGGCCUCCAAUAAACAUACAGUCCUCUCUUACAAUAAAAAAUAAAUUCUCAACCAAGAGUGAAAAUACAUAGGCCGUAAAAUAUAGCAAGUGCUUCCUACAAAUAUUUGUUUGAUCUGUAGUGUUUUCUCUCCAUGUACAGUCUUGUCAGACCAUAUACCAUCACAUAUAGUCUUGGCAGACUAGUCUUAUAGAAAGAACACUGUUUAACUUGAGUGCUACCCAGGAUCAUCUAUUUGCAUUCCCCAUAUUACUGCAGUGACCACACUUCAAAAGUACUUCAUGGACUAUAAAGGUCAUUAGGCAUCAAGAGAGAGUGGGAAAACAUAACAGAAUUGGAAGAUCUCUUCCCAACUGAAUUAAAAGCUUAAUUGUGUUUCUUUUUACACUAACAUAAAACUCAAGGACUGUAGUUUAUAAUAAUGUAUUACAUCCAAAUUGCAAUGUCUACUAUUAUUUUUCCUGCAAUUUUAUGUAAUCAGUUUGUGGUUAAAAAUAAAAAUUGUAUUUUUUAAAA
This is a messenger RNA of Amblyraja radiata (thorny skate), 3425 nucleotides long. RefSeq names its product torsin-1A-interacting protein 2-like. Gene Ontology annotation, biological process: membrane organization. Gene Ontology annotation, molecular function: ATPase activator activity. The record is from RefSeq and is a predicted model, not a curated record. NCBI's taxonomy places the organism in Eukaryota, Metazoa, Chordata, Chondrichthyes, Rajiformes, Rajidae. Gene Ontology annotation, cellular component: membrane. The coding region runs from base 118 to 1347 and encodes 409 amino acids. The transcript has 8 exons.